GCCUAUUCUGGUGUCAGAUGUCUGACUUUCAGCAGAAGAAAUAAUAAUCGCAAAUUCACCGGAGUGUCCAAAUCGAAAUAGUAAUCCGAGUUGUUCGUUAACUUGCCUCGUUGGCGAUAUAUAAUUUGUCAGCCCAACGGGCGGUGAACAAAGUCUCACCUGUUAUUUAAAAGAUGGGAACUGUCAUUCCAGAUAAUCAAGAGAUAUCUAGUUUUUUAGUGACAAAACUUUCAAACUGGCGAGGAAAGUAUAAACGAAUCUUUACAAUCGGCACUCACGCGAUUACCACGUACAAUCCGAACAGUUUAGAAGUAACUAAUCAAUGGCCUUACGCUGAAGUCAUCGGAAUAAAAGCCAUCGAAAAAUUUGAGUUCAUUCUUAACAUCCUUAGGAAAAAGAAACGUGAUUCCAUGAGAUUUACUUGUGAUCACCGAUCAGAACUUUUAUUUGAAUUCCUACGUGUCAAAUUGAACAGUGAGCAGCAACGCAAGGACUGUUGGAGGUAUGAUGCCUACAAGCAUCACUGGUCUGGCAUCAAGUUGCCAGUUAUAUUAGAAGUCAAUUCAUUUGGAGUCCUUCAGCUUGAACCAACCACUAAGCAACAACUUGCCAUCUAUCCCUUCUUUGAAAUUGAAGGCAUUGCACUAAUAGAAGAUAGUCCACAAGCAAUUGUUUUCAGUAGAAUAGGUUUUAGCAGGCUACACAUUUUUGAAGUUCCUGGCCGCAGUGAUAUACUUGCCAAAAUCCAAGAAUCUGCCCUUGCCAAUGUAGCCAUUCCAAUCAAACAACUGAAAGCAUUCAACAGCUUAAACCAGGCAGUUUUAGAAAGGCUUGGGAAUUAUAGUUUGGAUGAACACUUGACAUCACUUAUUGAAUUUCCUGUCCAUAAAAUCACUUCUCGCCAUCCUGAUGCCGUUCGAAGGUUACUCUGUUUGUCAGAAACAUGCCUUCUCGAACGGGAUCCAGAUACGUACAGUGUGUGCACGCUGAAACCAUUGAGCGAUGUUUUUGCCAUGGUUCGUAAUCCCGACGAUCAACAAAGCUUUUCCAUUGAAUUUCUUCGUGGCGGAACGCGAAGUUACCGCGCUACCGAGCGAGAUGCUCUCUUAGCUACUUUGCUAGAUGGUGUUCGAUCAUCAGGCAACCGAGAUGUGCAUGUUCGGUCCGUGCCCAUGAAUAGAGCUUUCAGGCUUACUCCUCUACGCCAACCACCAGAUGAAGAGAUCGAGUCGAUGCAUUUACGGUGGCUGGUCCAACCUCCAUCUUCGAUUCCACAUGGAGUGGCUACGCUACGUUUCAAUUGCAGUGUUAACUAUGGUGGACUGCACUUUGCCAACACCCAAGAAGGCAUUUUCUUUCCGGAAAACAAAGAGAAGUCCAUACACGCUGCACUUUCUGUUUUGGUCGAAGAAGAUUCAUCAUGCCCUCAGGACAAAGCUAACACCGAGGAAGAAUUUUUGGCAUUGCGUCGUCUUGUGGCUACGAGAUCGGGAUUUGCUGCAUUUACUCAUUUAGUUGGAUUUCGCGAAAAACUGGGCCUUAAAGUAGUGAAGGCUUUACAGCGUGAUCGUGAUCAUGUUACCCAAACAGCCAUUGACGUCCUUUGUGCUUUAAUGGAGCCCAUGUAUGAUGAAAGCGAUUUACGACAAGAGCAACUCAACAAGAGUUCUCUGCUUUCAUCAUCCAAAUUUUUGGAAGGUAUCUUAGAACGAUGGACGCAGCAUGUGCUGCGUGGAACUGGGGCAUUGGUUGUCAUAUCUGUUCUAGACUUCCUGACGUUUGCGCUAUGCGCCCCAUACAGCGAAACAACCGAUGGAGCACAUUUCGAUGCGUUAUUGGCAAUGAUUGCAAAACGUGGCAAAGAAUUAUUCCGUCUUUUACAGCACCCAUCACUUUCAGUUGUCAAAGGAGCAGGAUUGCUUAUGAAAGCUGUGGUUGAAGAGGGAGACGAAUCCUUGGCUGCGCGGAUGCAACACUUGGCCCUUUCAGAAGCUGCUUUACCACGUCACCUAUUAACGGCAUUUUACACAAAGAAGCCAGCAGGGUCUAUCGGAGACGGCCGUCUUCUUCUUAAUCGACAGCUGUCGCGGAAGCUGGUUGCAUUAUGGACGUCUAAUAACCCAGAAGCGCUAAAACUUUUUCAACGAAUCCUUCCAGCAGGACUUCUGAGUUUUUUAGAUUCGACCGACAGUGUUCCAGAAACGUUUGAUGAAGAUCUAGGCGAAGGCGUUCCUAACCGAGAUAAUUUAAAAAUUGCCAACGAAGAAUACGGACGCAAACAGAAUCCGCAAUGGCAAAAGGCUGUAGAACGCCAUGUGAAGACGGCACAUAAAAUGUUGGCCAAACACGUUGACGGUGCUCUACAGCAUUGGCGGUCUAGAGAUCAUGCGUCAAGACGGCAAGAAAAACCAAAAGAGCGUCCUGUUGUCCUUAGAAGAAGAAGACAACGUGUCAAAGCUGAAGGAAACUGGGAACUGUUAUGCUAUCAGUUCUGGAAAGAACACGCCUUACCUAAUUUGAUAUGGAAUGCUAAAACAAGAGAAGAACUAAGGGAAGCAUUGGAAAAUCAGUUACGCACGUGCAUUCAAGAUCGAGAACUCUCAGGUGUGGAAUCGAUUGCGUGGAACCAUAUGGAAUUUGAAGUCAGUUAUCCAUCACUGGUCGAUGAGGUUCGUGUUGGGGACUACUACCUGAGAGUCUUACUUCAGCAUAAUCAACCUACUGGAUGUUUGGCAAUUGACAUAAAAAAUCCCGUUGAAUUCUUCGAUGAGCUCUAUCGUCGUUUCCUAACUGCCCCCAAACCAUCUCUACGCUUACCAUGCCUACAAGCCAUGGCACUUGUUUAUGGCCGUCAUCGCGACGUUAUUGGGCCUUUCCCGGAUACGGGAUACUUGAUAACGCUGUUGGAGCGUUGUAGUGACUACGAAGAGCGUGAUCGAUUAGUCUGCCUUUUAUCACAGUUGGUCAACGAACCACUUAACGUCAAGGGCAUGCUAGACGCCGACGGAUUGCGCUCUCUCAUUGAUCUCCUUCCUUUGGCCCACCUCCAUACUCGUCGAGCUGUACUAGUCAGCCAGAGCAAUGUGAUUGAAGCGGGGCACGAUAUGCAGCAUCCAGGAGAGAAAGAAAAAGAAUGGUAUUAUGGAAAUGCUGCAGGCGAACGCCUAGGACCCUUCAGCUUCGUUGAAAUGAAAGAGUUAUUUAAAAAGGGUAACUUAAAUGCUAAAAGUCGCUGCUGGGCACAAGGACUGGACGGCUGGAAGUCGCUGCAAAACGUUGCAAUUUUUAAGUGGAGUCUUUUAGCAACCGGCUCGGCGUUGCUGAACGAAAGUGAUUUGGCUGCUCUCAUCUUAAACCUAAUGAUUCGCAUCUGCGAAUACUUUCCUAGUCGAGACAGCGAAGGAUCCGUGAUUCGCCCUCUACCUAGAGUCAAACGAAUCUUAAGCGAUGCUCUUUCUCUUCCACAUGUGGUCCAAUUGCUUUUGACGUUUGACCCUAUUUUGGUUGAAAAAGUUGCAACGCUUCUGACACUCGUAAUGAGCGAUAAUCCACUACUGUCACGGCUCUUCAACAGCGGCGUCUUCUUUUUCGUCAUGAUGUACACAGGUUCGAACGUUCUCCCCAUCGCCAAGUUCUUGAAAAUGACUCACACUACUCAAGCGCUGAGCUUAGAGGACAGCAGUGAUCAACUUUCGCGAAGCGUACUGGCACCUCUUCUACCGGAAGCCAUGAUACGCUAUCUGGAUACGUACGGUCCAGAAGAAUUUUCUCAAGUUUUCCUUGGUGAAUUCGAUACUCCAGAGGUGAUCUGGGGAUCGGAAAUGAGACGUCUUCUUAUCGAAAAAAUUGCUGCUCAUUUGGCGGAUUUCACUCCUCGGCUGCAAAGCAACCCACGUGCUUUGUAUCAGUACUGCCCCAUUCCUGCUAUCGCAUACCCACAGCUGGAAGCGGAACUAUUCUGUCACUCCUAUUACCUCCGUCAUUUAUGUGAUACGCUUCGGUUUCCUAAUUGGCCAAUCAAAGAACCAGUCAAUUUGCUGCGAGAAUUAUUGGAAUCCUGGAGAAGAGAAGUUGACAAGAAGCCUUCUGGAAUGACGGAGGAUGAUGCCUUAGCAACUCUCGGCCUACCUAAGGCGACUCCAUUCAACGAUGCAACUAUUCGAAAAGCCUACUUCAAGCUUGCUCAGCAAUACCAUCCUGAUAAAAACCCCGAAGGACGUGUCAUGUUCGAAAAAGUGGCUGUUGCUUACCAGUGGCUUUGCAAUCGCAAUUUGCGCGUAACUGAUGGCCCGGAUGCGCAUAAUAUCCUACUACUUCUACAGGCACAAACUAUAGUAUUCGAUCGUUAUGGCGUAGAACUCGAGCCGUUUAAAUACCCAGGCUAUCCCCAAUUGCUCCAAACGGUACGACUCGAAACAGAAGAUAGCCAGCUGUUUAGCAAAACGACUUCACUUUUGGGCGCUGGAGUUGCUUUAGCUUACCAAACCGUGCGAUGUUCCGCCCUGAAUGCAGAAGAGUUACGACGUGAAGGAGGAUUAGAAUCAUUUUUAGAGGCUAUUUCCCGAUGCAUACCAAUGAUUGGAUCUUCUUCCAAACUGGAAGAUGUGGCGGUUCAGGUUUGCAUGCAUGCUUCUAGAUGUCUGGCGGUGGCAGGCCGUUUCCCAGCAUGUCGUGAUCGCUUAGCUGAGCUGAAAAUGCUAACGCCGGAAAUUUGCCGCUUACUUAGCCAUCGCCAUUUACCCAAGCUAUGCCAAGCGGCCUGUGAGUGUGUGGCUUCGUUGGCACAAGACUCUGUAUUGCAACUCCAACUACUUCAAGCAGGAGCUCUUUGGCACUUGUUAAUUCUGCUGUUUGAUUACGACUUUACUUUGGACGAGGGCGGAGUACAGCGUUCUGAAACAUCCAACAAACAAGAGGUGUCGAACACUUUAGCCAAGUCGGCUUUGUUUGCCUGUGCUAGACUGGGUGGUUAUCUUAAGGGUACCAGUGCAUCGCCACCCAAUGCCGCAGUGCAAGAAGCCCUCAGUGCUUUGUUGACACCUUACCUGGUCGGUCGGUUGGGCGUUUGGUCACCUGAAGAGUUCCUCAAAGUUUUGACUAACAAUACAGAAAACCCUGUCCUAAUUUGGGAUAAUAGUACGCGCUCUCAGCUACUGGAGUUCCUUUUGGAACAGCAACGAACACACAUCCGCUCGGGCGAAAGCGACCUAACGUAUGGAGCAACCUAUGUUCAUGAAACCUACACCAAAGAAUUAGUUAUCGGUGGCAUAUUCGCCCGCGUAUACAACCGGCAACCGGAUUUUCAACUUGAAAAUCCUUCGAAUUUUGUCAUUCACCUACUAGAUUAUUUAACGGAACACUCCCAACAGAAUCUUGCGACUGAUCUGGAGGCCAUCGAUUCAGCAUUACAAUCGCUAUUGAAUGUGAUAAAAGCAACUCCUGCGGUAGCUUUGCAGUGCCUUGGACGUUUUCAGUGUCUUUUCCAACUUGUUGAGAAUACGUCUACCACCGGAUAUUUGGCUCUGCAGGUGAUUCACCUAGCUACCCAACAAAAUGACUGUGUUGUUGACGUUGGCUCAGCUCAACUGAUCAAUUACCUUCUUUCCGUUCUCCGUUCAUCAAAUUCUAAUAAUGUUAGAUUAUGUCUCGAUAUAAUCUACACACUUCUUUCACACACCCCUGUUGUUAAAGAGGCAUUGGCAAAAGGAGGCGUUGUAUUUGUAUUAGACGUCUUUUGCAACGAAACAGACAUGGAAUUGAGAAUCAGAUCUGCUGAGCUUUUAGCCCGGAUGACAGCCGAUAGGCUUGUAGGAGGGAAAGUACGUAUCCAAAUGGCCAAAUUUCUUCCAGUGCUGUUUGCUGAUGCCAUGCGAGACACGCCGUCCACAGCCGUCCAACUCUUUGAAUCAUGUUCAGAGAAUCCGGAGCUUAUUUGGACAGAGGAUAUGCGACUCCGACUAUCAGCUGUUCUUCGACACAUCGUCAAACGGCAGUUGACUGUAAUAAGUCAGAAUCCAAAGGCCGAAUGGGCUGGCAUUGAUCCUCAUGAUGAAUCCGAACUACCCAAUUUAGAUGCCGAAAUCUGUGUCGGUGGAAUUUAUCUCCGAUUGUUAGUGGCGAACCCCGGUUGGAUCCUACGCAAGCCAAAGGAAAUACUUGGCGAACUGCUAGAAGCCGCACUCCAAGGCUUGCAAAAAGAAGGAGAAACGGAAAAAACCAAGCUUAUCGUCUCAGCCAUCUCAGGACUAUUGCACAGUCAGCCUGUUUUAUCGGAACACAUUCCGGCCCUAGGUCCUUUGCCACGGUUGCUUCGUCUUCUGUCAUCCUCAACGGGUUCUAGUACAGUCGCUGCUCGAUUGCUGGCGCUGUUGAACCCGAUGGCGAGCAGCACUACUUGCAUCGAAGCGUUUUCUAGGUUAGAAUGCAUCGCGCCCAUUGCAUCUGCCAUGCACCACCAUCCUGAGCAUGUUACAAUUGCAUUGGAGACUCUAGAAAAGAUUAUAACGUCAAACUCGGGAACCGAAGAGUUUGCACAACAAUCAAUUAAUGUUGAGUUGGUGCCGCAGUUGUUAAAAUUACUAGAAGACUCCGUCAAUCCACACUUGUCUUCUUCCGGCCGAGCUCUAGUGGUUUCCAUCUUGAAAGCUUUGUCCGUCAGUCGUUUACAUGGCAGUCGGGUAACUUCUCUCCUAGAUCAGUCGUCUUGCUGGGCUUCCUAUCGAGACCAACGCCAUGAUCUGUUCCUACAAGCAUCUGGCUCUGCAUUGCCUAUUGCAGCCGGAGCUGGAGUAGCUGGUUACAUUACUCAUCAUAAUCGUGGUUCGGCUGGACGGCAGCAUCAAUCCCCUCCGCCUCCUCCGCCGACCGAUCCACUACAGUCGCGUGAUUAAAUUUUCGGAAAACCUCACAAGUGCCAAUUGUUUAAUUGUAUUAUUGUUGUUUAGUGUUGCACGCAGGUGCACGCGUACAUAUUCUUUCCUAUCCGGUGUACGUGUAGGUCAUACAUUAACUUUCAUCAUUCUUCUUACCGCCGGUGAUGCCAGAUGUUUCAAGUAAUACAAAAAAAGAGCUCAUGCUUAGAUA
Daphnia carinata is the source of this 7083-nucleotide messenger RNA. It is a transcript of the gene Rme-8, whose product is annotated as dnaJ homolog subfamily C member 13-like. The coding region runs from base 174 to 6890 and encodes 2238 amino acids. Gene Ontology annotation, cellular component: endosome membrane. Gene Ontology annotation, biological process: endosome organization; regulation of early endosome to late endosome transport; receptor-mediated endocytosis. Lineage: Eukaryota; Metazoa; Arthropoda; Branchiopoda; Diplostraca; Daphniidae. The transcript has 21 exons. The record is from RefSeq and is a predicted model, not a curated record.